AUGCAAGACGAAUCCAUUGACUUGAGGCGAGAGGACUUAGAAAUAGACACCGAAAAUGAUUUUCUUGGGGAAGGUUCGUUUGGCAUUGUUUACAAAGCUCGGUUGAAAGGUUCUGUAGUUGCGGUUAAAGUGCCCAAAGACGAGAUAAGUAGGGAGGUUCUAGCAUCCUUCAGAAAAGAAAUGGAAUUGAUGAAACAGUCACACAGCCCAAACGUGGUACUGUUCAUUGGGAUUUCAAAAGAUGGGAACAACCCCAUAUUUGUCACUGAGUUUGUGAAGUCUGAUUUGGACCAUUUCGUACACGACCGAGACACUCUCCCAAUUGAAUAUUUAAAGAAGAAGUUUGAUCUUUCUCUUAAAUUUGAUUUGUUCCAUCAGUGUUGUGUUGGAGUACAGUGGCUCCACAAUAGACUCAACUUGAUACACAGAGAUAUUAAACCCGCCAAUUUCUUGUUAGACGAGAACUUUUUAGUGAAGGUGUGCGACUUUGGGUUUGCAGAGAGUGUCAAAGAGUCGAAACAUGAAGACAAAGGGUCACCCAUAUACUGUGCGCCAGAAGUUAUGGAUUACGACGGAACUCAUCCAUAUAGUAAAGAGAUUGAUAUAUAUUCCCUUGGUAUCACGAUGUGGGAACUGUUCUAUGAAGGCUACCCAUUUGGUGAACGACCCGAAAUUGAUACGCGAGAGCGAUUAAUAUAUGAAUUAAAAAGAGGAGUCCGACCGACUUUGCCGAUUACCUUUGUAGAGAAAUAUGGAAAAGAUAGUAGUCAAAAGGCGAUUCUUGAGUAUGCACAGAAUACUUUGGGACGUUUUUCUAUCGAAAUUCCAAGAACAGUCGAGGACUUGAUAGCUACUUGUUGGGACAGCGAUGGCAAAAAAAGACCGGAUAUCAACCAACUCACUGAAAGUGUCCAAAAAUUGAAAGUGGAAUGCGCACUUGGAAAUGCGACAGCCUCCGAGUGGUGGAAGAAGACGUUUGAGAAGAAAGGGAUAAGUGAGGACAGUGUUCUUGUUGAAGACUUUGUGAAGGCGCUUCAAAAGGCUUUCAAACCAAAAGACACUGUUAUUCAGUUGUUAAAACAGAACGUCGGAAUUUCAAACGAAGUCGAUUUGCAACGAUUUGAAUAUUUGACGGCUUCUUUUGGGAACUUUUACAACAACAAAGAUGCCUUCAAAAAGAUGGUUGAAGCAUAUGGCUCGGAUUGGUGGUUCCCUUUUUAUUCAAAAGAAGAAGCUGUUUCGCAAUUAGAAGGAAGAGUUGAUGGCACUUUUCUAGUGAGAGAAAGCACAAGUGUUAAAGGAUCUCCUUUUACCAUUUCAAAGAGAACUCGUGGUAAAACUACACAUGUCAGAAUCAACACAAGGGCGGUUGGUAAAGGUCUCGAGUACUCUGUUGCUUUACAAACUAGUAAAACGGUACACUCCGACUUGUGUACACUCAUCACUGCACUCAUGGCUAUGAGUGUGAUUUCAGAACCGUGCACAAAGGAGUCGGCUCCUUCUCAAUAUUAA
Messenger RNA from Entamoeba invadens IP1, 1512 nucleotides. RefSeq names its product carbon catabolite-derepressing protein kinase, putative. Gene Ontology annotation, molecular function: protein kinase activity; ATP binding. Gene Ontology annotation, biological process: protein phosphorylation. Bases 1 to 1512 code for a protein of 503 amino acids. NCBI's taxonomy places the organism in Eukaryota, Evosea, Mastigamoebida, Endamoebidae. The transcript has a single exon. The record is from RefSeq and is a predicted model, not a curated record.